UAUUUUGCCUCCCUUUCCCAGAUAUCUCUGUACUGUUUGCUACCGUUGCGGACAAUGUCCCGGAUUUGGGGCCGAAUUAAUUCAAUCGAUUUGCCGAAACCCAUGAGAAAAGUGGUGAUCAAUGGUUACGCCAAAUGUUUUGGUUGUAAUUUAGACGAGUGUCUCGACCAGGAUUUAACGCAUUAUACAAAUUUGGGUCAAUUUUUCCGACGCAAACUCAGGCCAGGGGUCAGACCUAUUGACCCCAGGAAUGGUGUGGUCAGUCCUGCCGACGGAACGGUACUACACUUCGGCCGCAUAACCAAUGGACGGGUAGAGCAAGUGAAGGGCAUUACGUACUCCUUAAGCAAAUUCCUGGGCCCACAGAAUACCUACCAAACCCCUACCCCAACCCUCUAUGAAUAUCAACAAAACCUACUACAGCACAAUACCGGUGCCAACCAGACAGCCCUAUACUCAUGUGUGAUAUACCUAUCCCCGGGUGAUUACCACCGGUUCCACUCACCCGCUCAGUGGUCAGUCGACUUUAGGCGACAUUUUGCGGGACACCUACUCAGCGUAAAUCCCGGUGUCGUUCAGGUGUUUCCCCAGUUGUUUACGAUUAAUGAGAGAGUAGUCUAUUCGGGGAACUGGAGGUACGGCUACUUUUCUAUGGCAGCGGUCGGCGCCACGGCUGUCGGUACUGUUCGGGUGUAUUUCGAUGAGGAUUUAGUAACAAAUGAGAAGCACUGGACGGCCGGUGAAUACCACGACCGGGUGCUCACCGAUAGGGUGGACAUGUCGAGGGGACAGGCAUUCGGUGAAUUCAAUUUGGGCUCAACUAUUGUCCUCAUAUUCGAGGCACCGGUAGGCUUGGAGUUCAAUAUCAAAGCGGGUCAACGCCUUAAGUACGGACAGCUAUUGGCAACAAUUUAA
This is a messenger RNA of Oppiella nova, 915 nucleotides long. NCBI's taxonomy places the organism in Eukaryota, Metazoa, Arthropoda, Arachnida, Sarcoptiformes, Oppiidae. The record is from the annotation of a GenBank genome assembly.